AUGGCCAUUGCCAGACUUUCGGCCGCACUGCUUUGGGGUUCCGCUAUUGCUUCAGCAUGGGCGCCAUCUAAGGACUGGAAUGAAUCUCAAGCACACGGCUCUCCAUGGCCGCAAGCUACUUCUCACCCUUGGUCACCUGGCGCUUCGCUACCGCAAAACAAAACCAAUGGUCUCAGCACAUGGGGAACGAUCAAUCAACCCGGGUUUGCACCAUGGACAGAUGGACCGCUACCUCAAGGAUGUCCAUGGGGUCUGCGACAGUCCAAUGAUACUAAUCCCUACAACGAGAAGAAUGUUCCAAACACUGGUAUGACUCGCUACUACGAAUGGGAGAUUUCCAACAGGACUAUGGCCCCUGACGGUGUUGAACUCGGGCUUCUAGUAGUUAAUGGGCAGUUCCCUGGUCCUCUGAUUGAGGCCAACUGGGGCGACUGGAUCGAGGUCAGAAUCACAAACAAUCUCAACGAAGGUACUGCCAUGCACUGGCACGGAUUCCUCCAGAAGGGUACCCCGUGGUACGACGGCACACCCGGCCUCUCUCAAUGCCCAAUUGCACCUGGAAAAACAUUCACCUAUCGAUUCCGCGCUGAACUCUACGGUACCAGUUGGUGGCACUCUCACUGGUCAGCUCAGUAUCUUAACGGCUUGACUGGCCCCAUCAUCGUUCACGGACCAGUAGCGGAUGAAUACGAUGUGGAUCUAGGUCCGGUCAUGUUGACUGACUGGUUCCAUGCAGACUACUACACUCUAGUAGAGCAAGUAUUCUUCGCUUCGGAAGUUGGACCAAUCUUCCCACCAAACUCUAAUAACAUGCUCAUCAAUGGAAAGAACAACUACGACUGCAAGAACACUAAUCUGACUUGCACACCUAAUGCAGGUAUCUCUCAAUUCCGCUUCCAGAGCGGAAAGAAGCAUCUUCUACGUCUGAUCAACCAUGCUGCUGAGGCAGUUAUCUUCUUCUCAAUCGAUGGUUACCAGCUCAAGGUUGUAGCCAAUGACUUUGUACCUAUUGAACCUUACUACACCGACCUAGUCACUCUUGCUGUUGGUCAGCGUACCGACAUUAUCGUUGAAGCCACUGGUAACAGCACCGAUGCUGUAUGGAUGCGCAUGACCGAGGGACCUUCUGGACUUGGCCCUCCUCGAGGGCAGACAGGCUGUAGUCUGAAUGACGGUAAUGGCGUGGAGGCUCUCGCUGCCAUCUACUACGAGAAUGCCGAUACCAGCAAGUCUCCUACCACUUCAGACAAGAUUGAUGUGUCUCGACUAUACUUCCCGAUCAACUGCAACAACCAGCCCUUGAACCUUACAGUCCCCAAGUAUGCCAUCCCGGUUGCAGAGCCCGAUGUCGUUCUCAACUUCACAAUGUCAGCCGCCUACAACUCCUCAGGUGCCUUUAAAUGGUAUAUGAACAACGAGACCUACGUCGCCAACUAUAACGAUCCCACUCUCUUCGAGGCCAAACUCGGUAACCUCGACUUCCCCGAGACAUCCCGAGUCUUUGACCUGGGCACUAACAAGACCGUCCGCAUUAUCAUGCAGAGUGUCGGCUUCCCAGCUUCUCACCCUAUGCAUAUACACGGUUUCAACAUGCAAAUCCUUAGUGAGGGCAUCGGAACUUGGGAUGGUGUCUCCAUCACCAAUCCUGAGAAUCCUCAACGCCGUGAUACUCAGCUCGUCCAGCCCAAUGGCUAUCUUGUCAUCCAGAUCGAGCUAGAUAACUGGGGAGUAUGGCCGUUCCAUUGUCAUAUAGCUUGGCACAUCUCUGAAG
Messenger RNA from Aureobasidium subglaciale EXF-2481, 1771 nucleotides. Its product is annotated as laccase-like multicopper oxidase. The record is from RefSeq and is a predicted model, not a curated record. The transcript is spliced from 3 exons. Lineage: Eukaryota; Fungi; Ascomycota; Dothideomycetes; Dothideales; Saccotheciaceae. Gene Ontology annotation, molecular function: oxidoreductase activity; copper ion binding. The annotation marks the transcript as partial.